AUGACAGACACCGAGAAACAAGACACAGCUCCCACGCCAUCACCACUCCGGGUAACUGACUGGAAUGGACCAGAUGACCUAGAUAACCCGCACAACUGGCCACUGUGGCUACGGGUCUACCACGCCACAACACCAGGCCUCUUCGGUUUCGCAGUCACGUUCGGCACCUCGGUGUACACACCAGCUCUCGCAGACAUCAUGGCCGACUUCAACGUCUCGCGUACUGCGGCGUUGGUAGGUAUCACAGUGUACACACUCGGUCUCGCUUUUGGACCUAUCAUGUCAGCCCCCUUGAGUGAGAAGCAUGGCCGAAAGAUCGUUUACCUUCUCUCGUCGCCGAUCUUCAUGCUGUUCACACUCGGCGCAGGAUUCAGCAAGAGCUUCGCUAGCUUGAUCGUGUGCCGGUUCUUUGCUGGCCUUACCGGGAGUCCGGCGCUUGCGGUUGGUGCGGGGAGUAAUGCAGACUUGUUCCCACCGCAUCAGCGUGCGAAGAUUACUGCUGUCUUCUUGAUGGCUCCAUUUGCGGGACCAUCACUGGGACCUGUAGUUGGUGGCUUUGCUGCUCAAUACAAGGGUUGGCGCUGGACACAGUGGUGCAUGAUCUUCAUCACAAUGGCCGUGUACAUCGCUUCUCUUCCCAUGAAGGAGACCUACAAACCCAUCAUCCUAGCUCGUCGAGCAAAGAGACUCGGUCUUGACACCAAGCCAGCUGGCAGCCCCGGAGCAGCGGCAGUGAAACGGUCAAUCAUCACAAACUUGUUCCGGCCAAUGCACAUGCUGGUCACCGAGCCAGUAGUCUUCUUCCUCUCCCUCUACACCGCCUUUGCCUUCGGCGUCCUCUUCCUCCUCUUCGCCGCCUUCCCAUACAUCUUUGCGCGCCCACCUUACUCGUUCAACAUUUCGCAAUCCGGUCUUGCCUUCCUCGCUAUCGGCUUUGGCGUCCUCCUGGGUGGAUUUACUGGUGUACUUAUCGAUCACUUCAUAUACCAAGCCCAACAUCGCGCGGCGCUCGCUCGAGGUGAGGCACAUGCUGCGCCUGAGCACCGACUGUACAACGCUAUGAUGGGGAGCGGGGGUAUUCUGGUGGGAUUGUUCUGGGUUGGAUGGAGUGCUGGGAAGGGUGCGCAUUGGGCUAUUGUGCUGGUUGGGAGUGUGCCGUUCGCUUGGGGCAAUUUGUGUCUGUUUACAAGUGCAGCGCUGUACAUGACGGACGUCUAUGGACCGCUGAACGGCGCGUCUGCUAUCGCAGCAAAUGGCAUCUUCAGGUACACCCUCGGGGCUGUAUUUCCGCUGUUCACAGUGCAGAUGUAUUCGACGCUCGGCAUAGCAUGGGCUACAUCGCUUCUGGGAUUUGUGUCGAUACUCAUGCUGCCCAUUCCCUGGGUGUUCUACAAGUGGGGCCCGAGGAUCCGAGCGAGGAGUCGCUACCCGGUCAUGAUGUAG
This is a messenger RNA of Macroventuria anomochaeta, 1443 nucleotides long. Its product is annotated as MFS general substrate transporter. Bases 1 to 1443 code for a protein of 480 amino acids. Lineage: Eukaryota; Fungi; Ascomycota; Dothideomycetes; Pleosporales; Didymellaceae. Gene Ontology annotation, molecular function: spermidine transmembrane transporter activity; spermine transmembrane transporter activity. Gene Ontology annotation, biological process: spermine transport; transmembrane transport; spermidine transport. The transcript is spliced from 7 exons. The record is from RefSeq and is a predicted model, not a curated record.